Molecule: messenger RNA, 1295 nt
Organism: Cuscuta europaea
Lineage: Eukaryota; Viridiplantae; Streptophyta; Magnoliopsida; Solanales; Convolvulaceae
Source: the annotation of a GenBank genome assembly
UAAUUUAUGUAACUUUGGAGCAUGAAGAUGCAAAUAGAAGAGGAAUCUUCAUCCUCGCCUACCACGGCGGCACGGCCAGAUUAUUGAUCAGCUCGACUCUUCCAAAUCUCCCUUUCUCUCCGUCGAUCAUCCUUCCACGGCCAUGGCUUUUCCACAGCAGCAGCACUUCCAACAAUCACGAGCUUUCAGAGAUUUUUACAACAUGGAUGCUCAGAUUUCGCAGCCUGUGGCCUACUUUAACGGCUCUAAUCUUCCCGAUCAGUCUCACCAUCCUCCAUAUGUUCCUCCUUUUCAAGUGGCUGGGUUAGUACCUGGUGCGGUGGAAGAAAGUGGGCUCGAUUUGCAGUGGAAUUAUGGGAUCGAGCCGAACAAGAAGAGGCCCAAGGAGCAAGAUUUUCUGGAGAACAAUUCCCCCAUAUCAUCUAUAGAGUUCUUGCAGCCACCUUCGGUGUCUACUGGGCUUGGCUUGUCCCUUGAUAAUGGGAGAAUGGCAUCAUCUGGUGAUUCAUCUUUUCUGGGGUUUUCAGGAGAUGACAUUGAACUUGAGCUUCAGAGACAGGAGGCUGAGAUGGAUAGGUUCAUCAAAGUUCAGGGUGAUCAGUUGAGGCAAUCUAUUCUUGAGAAAGUUCAAGCAAAUCAACUGCAUACCAUAUCCUACAUUGAAGAAAAGGUCAUCCGAAAGCUACGCGAAAAAGAGGCUGAGGUUGAAAACAUAAAUAAGAAGAAUGUGGACCUCGAGAUGCAAAUGGAACAGCUGGCAUUGGAGGCCAAUGCUUGGCAGCGGAGAGCCAAAUAUAAUGAAAGUCUCAUUAACGCGCUCAAUUUUAACUUACAGCAGGUUUAUGCCCAACAAAGCAAAGACAGUAAAGAAGGCUGUGGUGACAGCGAGGUGGAUGACACAGCAUCUUGCUGUCAUGCUCCUGCCAUUGAUUUUCAAUUGCUCGGAAGGGAGAGCAAUGAGAUGAAGAAGUCGACGAUGACCUGUAAGGUUUGUGGCGUUCACCCUGUUUGCAUGCUACUACUGCCGUGUAAGCACCUCUGCCUCUGUAAAGAAUGUGAAAGUAAAAAUGGCGCGUGUCCUCUGUGUCAGUCCACUAAGUAUAUUGGGAUAGAGGUUUAUAUGUAAACCGACUACGUGAAUCUAAUUUAAUGUUCAGUGUAUAUUGUCCACCCUUGUUGCUUAUCCUUUCAGCACCACUUUGUAUUGUGUAAGUGUACUAUCCAAAGAUACAUUUUUAUUAACUACUGAAGACUUUGAUCUCAUUCACGACUUUUGUAUGGGAUUGAAUGGCCGG